Molecule: messenger RNA, 678 nt
Organism: Penicillium riverlandense
Lineage: Eukaryota; Fungi; Ascomycota; Eurotiomycetes; Eurotiales; Aspergillaceae
Exons: 3
Coding region: 1-678 (225 amino acids)
Source: RefSeq, a predicted model, not a curated record
AUGACCGAGUCCAGAGCUAAUGCGGAGGCCGCCCUAAAUCUGAACAGCGUCAAAAAAAGCCUUGUUCGAUGGGAAGCCAAUUUUGACGACCUUGUCGUCGACCAAGACACGCGUCUUAUGCGAAAUGCUGCAGCUCACCGAAAGUCUCGUUUCCGAUCGCAACCGGUUCCCCGACGACGGGUUUUGUCCGUUGGCUCUGGACCUCAGUUUGAUAUUUUAUUCUCAUCUGAUGGCCUGGUAACGCCGAUGGCCGCGUCUUCCGUCGCCGCGGCCUCGACUUGUUGCGGAGUUACCAGGCGCAAGUGGCUUCUGGAUGCGGACCAGUAUCACACUAUCUUUAAUCGUAUUAUGGAGAUUGACGAAGCACGUCUUCAUCUUCAGCCUGGUGAAAUUCCUCGGGAUGAUUUACUUCCUCCGGGGGAGGUUAUCUACGCAGUCACGUUCUGGAGCAAGCCUCAGGGCCUUGAUGGGCCAUGGUUCAGCGUCGCUGAACACAUGCCGUUAGGCUGCUUUGAACCUGGUGAAUCAGCUGUUCCAGUGAGCCAGAGCGCUUGGUACUUUUACCAUCCCGCACGACUGAUGCCGUCGAUACUCAGCCCCAGGCAGGGCACCGCGUCAAAAAGCUCGUCGCGUGCACGAUCUAUGGCGGCUGCUCUUGGGGAAGUGUCGGUAGCCUAG